This is a messenger RNA of Mytilus trossulus (common blue mussel), 2562 nucleotides long. RefSeq names its product heat shock 70 kDa protein 12A-like. Gene Ontology annotation, molecular function: ATP binding; ATP-dependent protein folding chaperone. NCBI's taxonomy places the organism in Eukaryota, Metazoa, Mollusca, Bivalvia, Mytilida, Mytilidae. Bases 186 to 1931 code for a protein of 581 amino acids. The transcript has 6 exons. The record is from RefSeq and is a predicted model, not a curated record.
CAAAAUGUCCAUAAAUAGACUAACUACGAAGUUUGUAACAGGAAGUGUUAUUCAUUUGAGUUGUGUGUCGAGACAAGAAAUAAUCCUAUUUAGCGAAGAUCAAUCAAUUCUAUAUCAAGGAGAAACAGUCACAUCAAACAGAAAUGGAACGAUAAUUUUAGCGUUUUAGGAUAAAAUAUUAAAAGAUGGAAGAUUCAGAGAAAUACCUAAUGGUUGCUGCUUUAGACUUUGGUACUACGUACUCCGGCUAUGCAUUUUCAAUGAGGAGUGAUUUUUUAAAACAACCAUUAGAUAUACAGGCUAACCCAGUAUGGAAGGCGGGAAGUCAAAAAUUUAUGUCAUUAAAAACACCAACAUGUCUAUUAUUAGAUAGCAACCGAGAGUUUGUUGCCUUUGGGUUCGAUGCAGAGGAUCAGUGGACAGACUUGCUAUAUGAAGAAGAACACGAAGAAUAUUAUUUUUUUGAGCGCUUCAAAAUGAAUCUGCACAAUAACAAGAAUAUUACAAGUGAAAUGCUGCUAGAUGAUGUUACCGAGAAGAAACAGCUGCCAGCUUUUGAUGUGUUUAAAUUAUCAAUCCAAUAUUUAGUGAACCAUUUGUUAGAUGUUUUGAAAAAUCAAGGAAAUGUCGUAAGACACAACGAGGUUCGAUGGGUCCUUACAGUUCCUGCAAUAUGGACGGAUAGAGCUAAAAAGUUUAUGAGGUCUUGUGCUGAAGCGGCUGGUAUACCAAAAGACAACUUAUUUCUGGCACUUGAACCAGAGACUGCUUCAAUUUUCUGCCAAUACUUAUCCACUGAGAAGUUGAGGGGUUCUGAACCAGGAUUCACCAUGACAUCGGAAGGGACAGAGUAUAUGGUCGUUGAUCUAGGAGGCGGAACUGCAGACAUAACAGUUCACAAAAAAGUAGCAAAUGGUCGGCUGAAAGAAAAGCACAGAGCUAUUGGAAAUGAUUGUGGGGGAACAUCGAUUGAUAGAAGAUUCUUUGAGCUAUUUGAAGAAAUAUUCGGAAAUACAAUCAUAAAUUUACUGAAAAAAGAAUGUCCGCUUGCGUAUUUGGAUCUCGUUCGAGAAUUUGAAUCCCAGAAAAGAGCUGUUGAAACAUCAAAUAAAACCAAGGUAACCAUGUCAAUCCCAAUCGUUGCACUAGAUGAAAUGUGCCAAAAAAGUCUCCAAAAGAAUCUAAAGACUCUGCUUGAAAACUCACCAUAUUCAAAAGAAAUAAAGUUAACAAAAGGGGGUAAAAUUCGUAUAAGCGUUGAUUUCUUCAAAACGUUCUUUAUGCCUUCAAUUGAAGGUGUUAUAUCUCUAAUGAGAGAGAUUUUUCGAAAUAAGUCACUGAAGAACGUCGCACAUGUGUUAAUUGUCGGUGGAUUUUCAGAAUGCAAGCUAAUGCAAGAUGCAGUUCGAAAUGCGUUUCCGGAUCAGAGAAUAAUAAAUCCAAAUGAGGCUGGUCUGUCAGUGCUGAAAGGGGCCGUUCUGUUCGGUCAUAAGCCAGAUUAUAUACAAUCACGUGUCAUGCGAUGUAGUUAUGGUGUCAAAACGAAUCUUCCUUGGAAUGAAAAAAAGUAUGAUAGAAAACAUCACGUACUUAUGGACGGGGAAGAAAGAUGUGACAACAUUUUUUCUCUUAUUGUUGAGAAAAAUGAGAGUGUUGAAGCUGGAAUGAUAGUCAAAAAAUCUUUCUUUACACCUUACGAACACCAGGAGAAAAUGGACAUCAUGGUAUAUGUAUCCGAAGAGGCAACACCAGGUUAUGUCGACGAUGACACGUGUUAUUUGCUUUGUACACCGACAAUCACUUUUUCAGACACCUGCAAGGAUCGGCGUUGGGUAGACGUAGCAUUUGUUCUCGGAAAUACGGAAAUUGACCUCAAGGCUCAUGAUAGAAAUUCUGGGAAGGCGAUAUCAGCAAAGUUUAAUCUUAUUUAAUCAUAUCGCGAAUCACAGGACAAUCAAUAGUUUAAAAAAAAGACUUUGCGUUUGUGAUAUCAGCUACGAUGUAGAUUUUAUUGUGAAAUAUUAUUACCUCGUUGUUUAUCCUUAUAUUCAUAUUAGAACUAUAUCCUUUCAUUUCAAAGUUAAAUUCAGUUUCAUUCAUUUCAACAUAAUUGACAUGUUUCAAAAAGAUAUAUUCACGUAUGGUUUAUAAUCAUCGCAUUAUAUGUAAUAAUUCUUUAUACGUAUUGUAUCUAGAUUAAAUUUUAACUUACUAUAGAAAAAGAACAAUCAAAUUCCGAUCUAUCCGGGAUAAAAUAGUCAGUAUAGUUCUCGCAAAAUUGUUUCUAGUUUCCGACUCAUCUUUUGUUGGAUAUCAAAAUCCAAUCCAUUCUGGAUAGAAAUAUUCAGAAUAGUCUUCCCUUGAUUGUUUCCUGAGUACUGAGCCGUCUCUGACCGGCCAUUUAUUAUACGUCACUUCCCCUCCAGUUAACCAUCCAAUCCACCAACUGAAGCUACCAACAGUUGUUAUUGUAUGAUCAUAUAGUGAUAAGUUUGCGACCAUUACCUCCCAUUUCGGACCAUCAAUAUAUUCAACCUUGUUUGUCACUUAUUUGUCAUGUUA